AAAAAACUAUAAGUACGUGUUUGGAGGCGUGAAAACAAAAUGGCGCUGGUUCGACCUAGACAUUUGCUUAUACUCUUUUUAAUAACGUUCGUGAAGAGUGACCGGCUUGAUAUACAAUUACGGGAAUUGGUUCCGCUCAACACAUUUCGAGAAGCCGUAAAUGCUACAAAGACUGAUACUCUCAAUUUGCCAGCGAACGCUUCGUCAAUCAGAGAAAAUAUUACUGACACUUUCAGUUGCGAGAAUCGUACCUAUGGUUACUACGCUGAUGUGGACAAUGAUUGCCAAGUCUUCCAUGUCUGCCUACCCUCUCAAACGCCUUCAGGUCGUAAUGUUACCUACCGAUGGAGUUUCAUAUGUCCUAAUGAAACGGUUUUCAAUCAGGAAGUUCUAACCUGCACAUAUGCCGCGGAUUCAAUCGACUGCAAAGAUUCUCCGGACUUUUACCACCUAAACAUGGAAAUAGGAAAAGAACAGAACAAAACACAAGAAUCAAAGAAAGAAGGUAACAGAAAAAUUCAAAAGAGGAAGCCAGAGAAGAGAAGAGAGAACAUUAUAAUGCAUAACGUUAUAAUGGAAGAAGAAAUGAGAGGCAUUGAAGAUGAUUUAAAAGAACACUUGAAACCAAUAUUGGCGAAAAAAGAAACAGAUGCACCGAUUCUGAUUGAAGCAGUGAUUGAGAACGUUGAUACUGAUACAGAAGACACAGAAUUAGAUCAGAAGAAUGAAGAGGAACUAGACAGAAUUGUAAUGGAGAAGAAUAUAAGAAAUGUAAAAGAUAUGUACGGAGAGAAAAAUAAUGAAAAUAUUUUGAUAAUAACCGAUAAAAAGGAAAAUUUAAGUGGAUAUAACGAUAAUGAAAGGAAAGAUACUGAAAUUGAAAGUGUAGAUAAUGGUAAUGAAAGCAGAAAUAAUGAAAAUGAAAGCGAAGAUGAGAUGAAAGACUAUGGAAGAGAUAUGGAUGAUGGAAGAGAGUUGGAGAUUAAAAGAGAAGUUAUGAGAAAUGAAAGAGUUCUAAGAAGGAGGACCUUUAGGUUCAGAGGUGAUGUUUAA
Messenger RNA from Spodoptera exigua (beet armyworm), 1053 nucleotides. NCBI's taxonomy places the organism in Eukaryota, Metazoa, Arthropoda, Insecta, Lepidoptera, Noctuidae. The record is from the annotation of a GenBank genome assembly.